CCGGCCGCGAGCGCCGGCUGCUUUGUUUGUACCCGCUUCGGCGUUGAGGGGGACUCGCUCCGGGAACGCGGCGACAGGAAGAGCGACUGAUCGUGCCGGGGACGCGCGGGGACCCAGGAGUCCGGCCGCCGCGAGGGCCGCGUGACGAGACCGAAGAGAGAGCCGGAUCGCCGCCGCGGGCCCUGGGUGGUGGUCCCGGGGCGCCCGUGAACACAGACCUCCCCGUCGACGGGGGGCGAUGUUCCCUUGGCCCGCGGACUCAUCGGGCCGCCGGGGCAUCCCGCCGUUGGGACCAGGGCCCCCUCAGUGGGCGACCCCCAAGGCUGCUCCAUGGAGACUCUGUGUCCUCCUCCCCGCCUGGCAGUGCCCGCGUCCCCGCGGGGGUCGCCCUGCUCGCCCACGACCCGGAAGCCGCGACGGGGGACCCCAGAGUUCUCCCCACUGUGCCUGCGUGCCCUCGCCUUCUGCGCCCUCGCCAAACCCCGGCCGUCCGCCCUGGGCCUGGGGCCUGGAGAGCUGGCGCCGCAGACCCCGGUGCUGCUGGGCCCCCGGGCCUCGCCAUGCACAGGCGGCCCGGUCGCGGACUGCCUGAAGCACCUCGGGGGACCAAGCGACGUGACCUCCCCGGCCCGCGAAGAUGCAGACGUCGCGGUGUGCCUAGGCGGAGGAGAGGAGGAAGAAGGCGGAGGCGGCUUCCCGCACUCCGGCGCUGGUUUCUGCGCACCUACCGGCCGCUGCCCUGUUCCCCAGAGUCCUCGGGAAUCUCCGACCAGCUCCGCCUGGUCCCCGCCCAAGCCAUCCCGGGAUCUGGAGUCCCAGCCUGAUGCAGCUAGCAGCCAACCUCUCGAGCCCAGCUCCCAGCCUCCGCCGCCACCUGCGGGCCUCUCCCCGGAGCCUGCGCCUCUCGAGCAGCCUGUGCUGGGCUCCGAGGCUGCCGAGGGUGAAGACCCUGCGCCGGCCGCGCCUGAGGCACCCGCGCUCAGCCCCUCGACGGCAGACGCAGCGCCGGACGCGCCCAAUGAUCUCCGCCAGGAACAUUUCAAUCGCCUGAUCCGCCGCUCGAAACUUUGGUGUUACGCGAAGGGCUUCGCUCUGGACACUCCAAGUUUGCGCCGAGGGCCGGAGCGGUCGGCAGCCAAAGCACGGGGAGCAGCCAAGAAACGCCGGCGGCCAGCGCCGCCCCCGCGGAGCAUGCAGCCCCGCCGGCCCGCCCCGACGCUGCCCACUUCUAGCACCUUCAGCCUCCUCGACUGCUUUCCCUGUACCCCAGCCCUGGUGGUGGAAGAGGACGGAGACUUAGGGCCGGCUUCCUCGCUUCGCCUCCAGGGAGACGCAAAGCCGCCGCCUGCCCACCCACUGUGGAGGUGGCAGAUGGGAGGGCCCGCUGUCCCCGAGCCACCGGGUCUCAAAUCUUGGUGGGUCAACUUGGAAGAACUCUGAGCGCCCGACUUAUUCUACCUGGGGACAAGAUGGGGCCCCGGGCAGACUGAUUGCCUCGAUCCUCAAAUUUGUCUGUUUUCCUUUGCUCUGCGUUUUACGGGCUGUGGGCCGAGAGACCUCAAAUGACAGUGAUCUUCAAACACCUGAGAGAUCCGGGUGAUAUUGCCUUUUACUCAUCUUUGCAGAAGAUCCCAGGACUAGCGUCCGCGAAAGCCGGUAGAAAGCUGCACGGCCAGCCCCGGUCUCUGCGGUCCAGCUGGGGCCUUCACCCCAGGGCAGCAAAUCGGCUACUACCCAGAGACCAAAAGAAAGGGACAGAGGGACGGACCUUGAAGACGGACAAACCUGUUGUUCCCAGCAGUUUGCGGGCCUGCUUAAGGGUGUGUGGGCUAU
This is a messenger RNA of Acomys russatus (golden spiny mouse), 1833 nucleotides long. RefSeq names its product elongin BC and polycomb repressive complex 2 associated protein (gene Epop). Lineage: Eukaryota; Metazoa; Chordata; Mammalia; Rodentia; Muridae. The record is from RefSeq and is a predicted model, not a curated record. The transcript has a single exon. Gene Ontology annotation, biological process: neuron fate commitment. Bases 331 to 1440 code for a protein of 369 amino acids.